This is a messenger RNA of Aureococcus anophagefferens, 1244 nucleotides long. RefSeq lists its product as hypothetical. Gene Ontology annotation, molecular function: palmitoyl-(protein) hydrolase activity; carboxylic ester hydrolase activity. The transcript has 5 exons. Lineage: Eukaryota; Pelagophyceae; Pelagomonadales; Pelagomonadaceae. Gene Ontology annotation, cellular component: cytoplasm. Gene Ontology annotation, biological process: protein depalmitoylation. The record is from RefSeq and is a predicted model, not a curated record. Bases 258 to 1244 code for a protein of 328 amino acids.
AUGCGUCUAGCAGCCCCUGUGAGGUUCAUCACACCUCAACCCGCAAAGAAGUCGAUGCAGUCACCCUACCCGACGACACGGCCAGCGAGAUACCUUGUUCAGAACAAAAACGAGAUUCAGCGUCAGCAUUGGAUAUACCAAUCGACAUACAAGGUGAGUUGUGGUACCAAAACAAGCAGACCGGAGAGAGUUCAAGUACCCAAUGGAAGAAAAGAUUUUUUACAACGGAUUCCGGUGGAUCUAAAGCUCAGCUUUACAUGUGGAAAGACAAUUCCAAGUUUGCCCUUCUGAACUCGCUAGAUCUCUCAGACUAUCGGGUCGAGCACGUGGCCCAACCUACGCUGUCCAUGCUGGGCUUUGGUAGCAAAACCCCAGGCUCGAUGGUAUUGAUUGAAGCGGGGCAAGCCGGCCAGGAAAUCAUUUUCCGUGGGAAGUCCAAUCACGAGGUUGCGAUGUGGGUGGAUGUUAUUCGGGAAAUUAAGCGCCGCUAUUUAUAUCCGUUAUCCAAGCAUGUCCCCUCGCACACAGGGCUGGGCGGUUUGGUCUUUCACCAAGGAGAUGGUAGUGGUGGCAAUGGUUUGACACUCUCACCUGCAAGCGGGAAUUAUUCAUCUGUGUUCGUUUGGCUACAUGGGCUUGGAGAUACACCUUUCAGUUGGUAUGGUACCAUGGCCCAGUUUGCCAUACGUUCGAUGCCAGAUACGCGCUUCGUGCUCCCGCUGGCGCCUACAAGGAAAAUAACUGUAUACCACGGAACUCAGAUGCAUGCAUGGUAUGACAUUUUUGGCCUAGAUGAUAAAUCUGUUCAGGAUCGCACACGAAUAGAGGAAAGUACGGAAAGGAUAAAUACCAUCAUCAAUGAACAGGCGUUAAGCGCCGGUGUAAAGCCCUGUCGUGUUGCAAUCGGUGGUUUUUCGUUGGGCGGAGCUCUUGCACUGCAUGUGGUACUGCGAUCGAAACACAAGCUGGCGGGGUGCGCCGUCGCGAGUGGAUGGUUGCCACUCGAGAUGGACUAUCCAGAAAAGUUAAGUGCGGAGGCUUGCAAAACUCCUAUUUGCAUGUAUGGACUCUCUGAUCGCCGCGUUCCAGUUGGCUUUGCUCGCAGAACGCACAGCAGACUGUCAGCGGAUUUAAAAUUAGCUGUAGCCUUCCACACAUACGAUGGUUUGGGCCACAGCACUUGCGCCUCAGAAAUGGUAAGAAUUGGCCAGUUUGUCACUGCUGCUAUGUGUAGAUCAAGAUAG